UCAUCCAAAUCGUCCUGUUGUGCCUGUGAACAGUUUUGACUCUGCGAAAAGGACAAGAAAAAAGAAAAGAAAUGGAAUAAGCAUUCACUGGACUGUCAAAAUUUGAAGCUUGCUUUCCUUUUUCUUCUUACCUUCGCUUUUCUUGUCCCACGAAGGGUCGCUCAUGUGGAUGGGUCUAGAUGGGUCACGUCGGUUUCCAUGAGCUUUGGGAGGCCCCUAUCGCAUUUAUGAGACUUGCACUGAGUGUUUUUAAUGCAGGUGAACGAAUUUGAUCUGCCUCUGCAUUUUUGGCCUCUACUGUGAGAGGAAAGAUGGGCGAGAUAUGAAUGGCUUCUGCAUUUCAUCCGCAGGGUCUUACUCUGAGAAGCUCGCAUUCUGGAUGAGCGCAUCAUCCUCCAGGAAGAUCUAGUGCAGAUCUGCUGCUAAGUUUCCUGGUCCACACAAAGCAUUGCAAACUGAAGAUUGAAGAGCUCGAGCUUGAAAAGCAUGGAUCUUGGUUAUGGGAGAUGCUGGAAAUCUUCUGAGGAGUCCUGGAAGACAAUAAUGCUGUUAGCUUAUCAAAGCCUUGGUGUGGUGUAUGGCGACCUGAGCAUAUCCCCAUUGUAUGUCUACGCGAGCACGUUUGCAGAAGACAUCCAACACUCGGAUACCAAUGAAGAGAUAUACGGCGUUCUUUCAUUCGUCUUCUGGACGCUCACUUUAGUUCCCUUGUUCAAGUACGUGUUCAUAGUUCUUCAAGCUGAUGAUAAUGGCGAGGGUGGUACUUUUGCACUGUAUUCACUGAUAUGUAGACAUGCCAAGGUGAGCCUUCUGCCAAACAGACAGGUUGCUGAUGAAGAGCUCUCCACUUAUAAACUAGAGCAUCCUCCAGAGAAUAAGAACAGCUCGAAAUUGAAGACUUUGCUGGAGAGGCACAGACGCUUACACACGGCUUUAUUGAUCUUGGUCCUCCUUGGAACUUGUAUGGUCAUUGGAGACGGGCUACUCACUCCAGCCAUCUCCGUCUUCUCUGCCGUUUCUGGCCUUGAGUUAUCCAUGUCCAAGGAGCACCAUCAGUAUGCUGUUGUUCCUAUUACAUGUUUCAUACUGGUCUGUCUAUUUGCUCUUCAACACUAUGGCACGCAUCGAAUUGGAUUCUUGUUUGCACCUGUCGUGUUGACCUGGUUGCUAUGCAUUAGUGCCCUUGGCUUGUACAACAUACUGCACUGGAACCCACACGUCUAUAAGGCGCUUUCUCCUUAUUAUAUGUUCAAGUUCUUGAGGAAGACCAGGAUGGGCGGGUGGUUGUCUCUGGGAGGAGUCCUACUGUGCAUAACAGGAUCUGAAGCUAUGUUUGCCGAUCUUGGCCACUUCUCGUGCACAGCAAUUCAGAUUGCUUUCACCUUUCUAGUUUAUCCAGCUCUCAUAUUGGCAUACAUGGGUCAGGCUGCUUACCUCUCCAAGCAUCAUGACAACCAAAACCCAAUCAGUUUCUACCUCUCAGUUCCAAAAAUUGUGAGAUGGCCUGUUCUUAUAGUAGCCAUUCUUGCCUCUGUGGUGGGAAGCCAAGCGAUCAUCAGUGGGACAUUCUCCAUAAUAAACCAAAGUCAAUCGCUCGGUUGUUUUCCGAGAGUCAAAGUCGUCCACACUUCGGACAAGAUCCAUGGGCAGGUUUAUAUCCCUGAGAUCAACUGGAUGCUCAUGAUCCUCUGCAUUGCUGUGACCAUCGGAUUCAGAGACAUAAAACACAUGGGAAAUGCUUCAGGUCUGGCAGUAAUGACGGUAAUGCUGGUAACCACAUGCCUCACAUCCUUGGUCAUAAUUCUCUGUUGGCACAAACCUCCUAUUCUGUCUCUCUGCUUUCUACUCUUUUUCGGCUCAAUCGAGCUGCUCUACUUCUCAGCAUCACUGACCAAGUUUGCCGAGGGCGCAUGGCUCCCCAUCCUCUUAGCGCUCUUCCUCAUGACCGUCAUGUUUGUCUGGCAUUAUGCCUCCAUUAAAAAGUACGAAUUUGACCUCCACAACAAGGUUUCACUGGAGUGGCUUCUAGACUUGGGUCCAAGCUUGGGAAUCAUUCGAGUCCCUGGAAUAGGUGUAGUUUUCACCGAUCUCAUCUCAGGAAUUCCCGCCAACUUCUCCCGCUUUGUCACCAACCUCCCCGCAUUCCACCGCAUUCUCGUCUUCGUGUGCCUAAAGUCAGUUCCCGUGCCUCAUGUGCCACCUGAAGAGCGGUAUCUUGUGGGCCGUGUGGGGCCCUCAUCGCACCGUUCCUACCGAUGCAUCAUUCGGUAUGGCUACCGAGAUGUCCACCAGGAUGUGGAUUCUUUUGAAGCCGAGCUAGUCAACAGACUUGCUGAGUUCAUACACUUGAACUGGACUCAAAGAGACGCAAUCGGUUCUGGUGUCAAGGAUGAUUGUCCCAGUUCCAAUGGAUCUUCGUCAAGCGAGCAUAGAUUGACAGUGAUAAGGAGAGUCUCGAUCACCGGAGCCCCGGCUUAUGAGAUUGGAGAAAGCCCGAGCUGUGCAAGUGUAUCUCUUGGCUUUCCGAGCAUAGAAAGUUUAGCUGAUGUCAUAGAAAUGGAACCCGUGGGUGCUGCGAAAAAGACAGUGAGGUUUGCCCAGGAUGAUGUAUCCGAGGCCGAUUCAAGGACCGAGAUAGAGAAGCAGAUGCGAGAAGAACUGCACGAUCUGUUAGCAGCUCAGCAAUCAGGGACUGCAUUCAUACUUGGACAGUCGCAUGUACGAGCGAAGCAAGGAUCAUCCCUUCUGAAAAGGCUGGCCCUCAAUUUCGGCUACAACUUUCUGAGGAGAAAUUGUAGGGGACAAGAUGUGGCACUGAAAGUGCCUCCAGUGUCUCUCCUUGAGGUUGGGAUGGUAUAUGUUGUGUAAGAAAUACCCUCUGCAUUAUACUAAUCAACUCCACCAGUUUCUCGCA
Eucalyptus grandis is the source of this 2914-nucleotide messenger RNA. Its product is annotated as potassium transporter 2. The transcript is spliced from 10 exons. Gene Ontology annotation, biological process: potassium ion transmembrane transport. Gene Ontology annotation, molecular function: potassium ion transmembrane transporter activity. The coding region runs from base 487 to 2868 and encodes 793 amino acids. Gene Ontology annotation, cellular component: plasma membrane. The record is from RefSeq and is a predicted model, not a curated record. Lineage: Eukaryota; Viridiplantae; Streptophyta; Magnoliopsida; Myrtales; Myrtaceae.